AUGAAAAUGAAGCAGGGAAAAAGCUACUUACCACUACCUUUUGAGCAAGCUUUGAGGCAGGAAAGGUCCUUUUCAGAUGAGAGCAUGAACAGUCUUCAUAAGGACGCGGCAGAGAGCUUCACAAUUUGGAGGAACAACAAAGAUACUAUUACGGCCCAUGAAGAUAUGAUUGAUGAUUUGAAUAAAUUUCUCGAGGAAGCGUGUCAGCAAAAAGAACAGCAAGAGCGUCAUAAGUCGAAGGUGUGGAAACUUGGAUAUAACUUCGCCUUGAGACAAAUGUCUUUCCUCUUUCUUAGCAUUUCUUGCACUAUCCUAAUGAUCGUAUUUUCGUGCACCGAAACCUAUCCCGGUAAGAUACAAAAGGCUAUUGAGAUUCGUAUAUUGGACGUCUUUUGCAACAUAACCGAGUUCCUAAUUCUCCUACUACACGACACGGUGACAACAUCGGCUCUACUAGUCGAUCUUAUUGCAUUUAUAUCGACACUAAGCUUCAAAGCGGGCCAGGCCUUUCUCAUUGCCCGGCUUGUCCAACCAGCGGAUCCGGUAGAAGGUACAGUGGGAUACUUCAAUGCCUUAUGUCCAGCCAUUGUGGCAGGUGUCCGUCAUGUCCAUUGCGUGAGAGCCACGCCUGUGAUGACACCGGGUAUUUUCAGUGGUGGUGCAGUAUUUGAGAAUGUGGCUCCCUUUAAGGAACGAUUGACUGAUCCAGUGCUGCAAGAGCUAUUAAUGUCCGUAAUGAUUGGCACAAUUAAGGUGAAGGUGUCUUCGCCGAUUGACAAUCAAUAA
Molecule: messenger RNA, 786 nt
Organism: Morchella sextelata
Lineage: Eukaryota; Fungi; Ascomycota; Pezizomycetes; Pezizales; Morchellaceae
Exons: 2
Coding region: 1-786 (261 amino acids)
Source: RefSeq, a predicted model, not a curated record